AUGGCAGAAACAGAUGAGUCUUUGGAGGAAGCGCUCGCAAGGCUUGUGGCAGAGGCUCAGGUGGAAGACUUCCCGCUGUCAUCCGAGCCAGGGCUGGAGACCAAUCCAGAUGAUGCUGCACUUGUUCCGUUUCUUGAAGAUUUGGACAGUGCUGUGAAUCACAGCUCCAGUGUCGAUGGUGUACAGCAUCGCCAAGAGGACGAAGAGGAUGCUGCGCUGCUUCCGUUCCUUGCAAGUCUUGCAGGUGAGGCAGGUGACACUGGUGUCACUGCGCCUGUGAGUGAGUCUGCUCCGGCGCCCGCUGCUCCGGCGCAAGAGCGGCGAAAGCGUCAACGAAUCGAUUGGACUGCGAAGGCCGCAAGGCCUCCAACGCCGCGUAGCGUCAAAGAGGCUCUGGACCAACUGGGCCACCGUGACCGGACUGAUGCACGAGAUGCCUGGGUGUUCCGUUUCCUUGCCGCAGCACCGGACCUGAAGGCGAAGUUUUCGGACAGCAAAGCGGCUAAGGCAGCUUUACGGAAGUAUUUCGCAUCGAGUACGAGCGAAAUGCUGCGGCACGAGUGGUAUAAGCAUUGGGUGGCGCCUGCGGCUUGCGGCAAGCCAGCUUUUCCUUCCACGGAGGUUGUUUUGGCAUGGUGGCGACAGCAUUCAGACUUGGACUUGCAGAUCGUCGCUAGCAGCGCUCCUGGAAACCAUGAUGGUGACCCUGCGCCAGCAGAUGGACACGAGGGAGGGUCUCGUGUGCAUGGCUACAUGUUGACCUGGCACGGCCGCUGGGGUUGUCGAAAUCCGGAAGCCCAGGAACUCAUGCAGAUGAGUGCGACUACGCCUUCAGCUGUGUUAGUGCACUUAGUUUCUGGCAGCGCUUUUUACAAGUGGCUUUGGCAGCAGUUCAAAGUCAUGGCGUUGGGCGCGUGCGAAAAGUUGGAAUGGCCUCGGCACACAUUGAAAAUGGAGCUUUCAUUGCGUAGACGUUGCCCCGAGAAUCUGGUGCAUUUCCACCUUGCAGUCACCGACUCCAAUCGACGCCAUAGGCUGAGCAAUGAGAAUGGCUUUUGGACGUUCAUGGGUGCCCAGCCACAUGUUCAGCCUGUUUUGGGAAAAGGGAGAUAUUUGACGAGGGCUCUUGAUGCUGGCCACUAUUACUGUCAGGCGCCGAAGAUAGGCAGCGUGCACGUGGCUACCAACUACGUGGCGUAUCGAGAUUUUACAGUGGAACUCCAAACAAUAUUUAACUUGUGGCGACGCCACAAGCUUGAAGAUUCUGUGGCGAAAUCCGAGCUCAUGACGGCACGUGGCCGCGGGACUCGCAACUACUUGGCCGAGAUCCAGCAUCAUGAGGCGUGGCAACAGGCGCGACGGAAUGCAGCGGUUAAGGCUUUGUUGGAAAGCUGGAUGCCUUGGAAGCCGAGCCGUAUCGUUCCUGCAGUUGUGGAAUGGAUGCAGCUCUUUGCAACAGUUGGCACGAGGGCACGCUUUCCUUUCCUGGUUCUUGUUGGCCCUAGCCAGUAUGGAAAAACCGAGUACGCGAAGCGGCUCUGGGGCGCAGAGCGGACGCUGGUGCUUUCAUGCGAGGGUAUUCGACAACCGAAUUUGAAGGGCUUUCAGCGACAAGUUCACAAAUGCAUAGUUUUCGACGAAGGCAAUGAAGAGAUGAUUUUGUCGAACAGGCAGCUCUUUCAGGCAGGUUUGAACGAGUGCAUGCUUGCGCAGUCCAACUGUCAAGAGCACUGUUACUCGGUGUGGCUGUAUGGCAUCGCUCUGGUGAUUUCCACGAACACCUGGCUUGGCGAGGAUCCAUGGCUUGCGAAGAAUGCAGUCGUCGUCCGCGUAGACGAGCCUCUCUGGCAUGAUGCGCCAGCGCUGUGCGCGUAA
Symbiodinium sp. CCMP2592 is the source of this 1875-nucleotide messenger RNA. The record is from the annotation of a GenBank genome assembly. NCBI's taxonomy places the organism in Eukaryota, Dinophyceae, Suessiales, Symbiodiniaceae.